CAUUACGCGGUAUAGUUGGAUGCAUGCGUUACAACGUGAUACUCUUUCUCCUGCUGGCAAGUUGCAAUGCUUUUCCGUUUGUCGCGCUUGUACCGUUCUCAGUAGCGAUAACGGGAGUAAUAUACAAGUAUCGUCUAAACUGUCUCCUAUAUGAAUGCUGUUCUUCAGCCGUUCACUUCAACAAAACAAGCUUGGAACGAUCGCUUUCGGAUGAAUUGCAUGGUCAGCAUAUCGCAGCUGAGCGUGUGUAUCAUCAUUUAGUCGAUCAUAUUUCUGGUGGUUUGCCACAAAAGCCUCUAGCAUUGUCAUUUCAUGGAUACACUGGUGUUGGGAAGAAUUUUGUUUCAAAUAUUAUCGCGAAUAAUGUUUUGAAAUUGGGAACAAGGAGUCGGUUUUACCAUUUCUAUGAUGCGACAAUACACUUCAAACAUGCCUCCCAUAUUCCGGAGUAUAAGGAACGCCUUUAUCGAGAUCUACAUACAGCUGUUUCCGAGUGCCCUACAUCAAUAUUUGUUUUUGAUGAAAUGCACAAUAUGCCUCAUGGAAUAUUGGAUAUAUUGUCACCUUUGCUAGAGGUCCGUGAAACAGUUGAAGGCGUUGAUUUUAGAAAGUCAAUAUUCAUCUUUUUGAGUAAUGCUGGUGGUAAUUAUAUCAAUAGGCGUACGUAUGAGCAUUUAGUUGGUGGAAAGAAGCGAGAAGAUCUGCGUUAUACAGAUGUCGAUCGCUUUUUAGCCAAAUCGGCAUUUAAUAAUGAAGAUAACCGAUUAGUUUUCAUAUAAGGGAAUCCCUAUGGCUUGAAGCUGAGUACAAAAAUCUACAUUUGAUCAUUAAAGUGGCCUUCAGUACUCUGAGCUAAUUACUAAACAUCUGAUCACAGCUGUUAUUCCAUUCUUGCCAUUACAGCCGACCCAUGUUAGAAAAUGUGUUCAAGAUGCUGCUAAGCGACGUAAUGUCACAUUUUCCGAGGAUAUGGUUCAAUUUGUCCUGGAUGAACUUGAAUGGUCACCGGAAGGGAGCAAGUUCUUCUCUGUUUCAGGUUGUAAAAGAGUCUAUGAAAAAGUUGGAUUUUAUCUACAACAAUUGUAACAUUUGUCAUUUCUUUAGAAUUAUCAUUUUCCUGUCUAUCAAAUUUAAAAAACACUAUGUUGUACAUAAUAUUAUAUUGCGUACCAUCUACUAAGUAUUUUUCUAUUGUCCACAUUUUUGAAAUGAUCGUCUGCUGAUAUAUGCAAUUUAUAAUCUUGUCGAAAUUAUCUUAAUAUUUUUUGCCAGUUCUAGUAAUUCUAAAUUCAGAUUGAAUUUAUGCAUUUCUCUUCAUUAGGUUCCUUUUUUUCGUGUAAUCUGUUAAAUAUAGACAAAGGAUUUGA
Molecule: messenger RNA, 1367 nt
Organism: Schistosoma guineensis
Lineage: Eukaryota; Metazoa; Platyhelminthes; Trematoda; Strigeidida; Schistosomatidae
Source: the annotation of a GenBank genome assembly